Nymphalis io (European peacock) is the source of this 3780-nucleotide messenger RNA. RefSeq names its product protein fem-1 homolog CG6966. The transcript has 11 exons. The record is from RefSeq and is a predicted model, not a curated record. Gene Ontology annotation, molecular function: protein binding. Lineage: Eukaryota; Metazoa; Arthropoda; Insecta; Lepidoptera; Nymphalidae. The coding region runs from base 315 to 2282 and encodes 655 amino acids.
CUGACCGCGGCGAGUCGUGCGCGUGCGCCGGUCUCGAAUAAAGCCUACGUAUCUUUAUAAAACACGAUAAUUGCGAAAUAGUGUUGUGUUCCAUAUAGCUUUUGUGUUAUUAAUUUUUAUAAUAUACAGAAACAAAAACAUUACAUUAAAAACAAUAUAUAGAAUGCAUAUACGCGUAAAAUAUUGUAAUAGUUGACAAAACACAAAUAUUAACAAUAAGUUUAAUGGUUUCUCAGUUCAAUUGACUUGACUCAUUCAUAGUUCGAAUACCUAAUUAGUGUGAAGUGCGUGUAUAUGUGAAAUGUGAUGUGAAAAUGUCAUCUGGUGUCUGGGAUCUGAUCGACUUGGUGCCCGUGAGGUGCCGGUGGAUCGAAAGGCUACGUCACUGCGGGAAGACACUCCUGAGGAGACAGAGACGUUUGAUACGAAGACUGAAAAAGAUGUACCUACACAGUUGGCGCUCUGACGAGCUAAGCAUGUUGGUGGGUGCUAAGACGACGGGAGCGACGCCACUUGUCAUCGCCUGCAGGAACGGGCACUACGAUGUCGCGGAAUAUCUCAUAGAGCGUUGUAAAGCGGACAUCGAACAGCCCGGAUCAGUAACAUUCGACGGUGAGACAAUAGAGGGCGCUCCCCCACUUUGGUGUGCGGCUGCGGCGGGACACCUCCCGCUAGUGCGGUUGCUGGUUCGUGCUGGCGCGAAUGUCAACUCCACGACACGCACACACAGCACGCCGCUCAGAGCAGCAUGCUUUGACGGACACUUUGUUAUUGUUAAGUUCCUAGUUGAGAAUGGCGCGGAUAUAGAAAUAGCAAAUCGACACGGUCACACGUGCCUUAUGAUAGCUUGUUAUAAGGGUCAUAUUCAUAUAGCGAAAUACCUCCUCUCCCUAAACGCUGAUGUUAACAGAAAGAGCGUCAAAGGGAACACAGCGUUACACGACUGCGCCGAGAGCGGAUCCCUACACAUACUUAAAAUGCUCUUAGGCCACGGUGCAACAAUGGAUGUCGAUUCUUAUGGCAUGACACCUCUACUAGCAGCUUCUGUAACCGGUCACACGCACAUAGUUGAACACCUUAUCAAUGCAGAACACGGGCUAGUGUCGCGACAGCAACGGAUCGAUGCCUUGGAGCUGUUGGGCGCGACGUACGUCGACAAGAGACGCGAUAUGGUCGGUGCGCUUGCGCUGUGGAAACGCGCGAUGGAUGAUAGGUUUCCAACGGACGAUAGUGAACCAAUACACAAGCCAAAGGACAUUCCUCGAAUAGAGGCGUAUGACUACGCGGUGGAACCUAGCAAUGCGCAACAACUGGAGGAAUUGCUAGCCGACCCAGAUGCUAUGAGAAUGCAAGCCCUCGUCAUCAGAGAAAGGAUAUUAGGGCCGGCGCACCCCGACACGUCGUACUACGUGCGCUACCGCGGCGCCGUGUACGCGGACGCGGGCCGCUUCGCGCGCUGCCGCCAGCUGUGGCACCACGCGCUCGACAUGCAGCGCGCCGUGCUGCCGCCGCUCUCGCCGCUCACGCAGUCCAGUCUCUACAGCUUCGCGGAGCUCUUCUCCUACAUGCUGGCCGAGCGCGCGCGCCCGCCGCUCAGAGGUCGUAUUGUUCCACCAGUGACUUUCGAAGACAUCGAUCCAGUAUUUAGGAAAGCAUUAUUAGAAAUAGAAAGAGGGAUGGCGUUACUCGAAUCAAAACUAAGUAUCGAUAGGGAAAAUACGUUGACGACACUACAGAGGGUGCUCGUGAUAUCACUCCACUUGGCGUCGUUAAUGGCGAAGCUGCUCGAGGAACCGGAGUGCACGGAGGACGUUUCCAAAAUGAUACAUAAGGCUGUGUACUCACUCGUCAAGUUAGAUAUUAAGGUGCGGCAGGGCCGCUCGGCGCUGCACGCGGCGUGCUCGGCGGAGGGCGGGCGCGCGCGCGGCGCGGACGCGGCGUGCCCCGCGCUCGUGGCGCUCAUGCUGCGCCUCGGCGCCGACACGCACGCGCGCGACGCCGACGGGAACACGCCGCUGCACCUCAUCUGCAAGCUGAACCCGUGUCCCGGUGAAGUGGUACGAGAACUGCUCGCGUACGGUGCACACAUCGACACGGUCAACUACGAAGGAGAAACUCCCGAGGAAAUCCUCAAAGCGACCCAACAGAACCUCGCUGCCAUAGUGAAUCCUUUGAAAUUCACGACUUUAAAAUGCCUCGCAGCGCGCACGGUGAAGAAUUACAGACUACCGUAUAGACAUGUCGUACCACAGUGCUUGCAUUCGACUAUAAUUACUCAUUGAAGUUACUCGUGUCACGUCUACUCUGUGCAUUGCAUUAUUGCGUCAAGUUGAAACUUUUGUCACUUAGUGUCUAGUUGUCUAUGAUAGAAGGAAUCAUCUUCGCGAUGUGUUCUAAACGCCAUUCAUAUAGACUUUAUAAAUAGAUGCUUAGAUUGAGAAUUGUACGUCGAAUAAUAAAAUUUAUUUUUUCACCACUUAUCUAUUAAAUUUUGACACUCGUUUUUAUAGUGAAUUUUAAUAGCGUAGUUAACUUUAUCGUAUUUUUGCCGUUGUAAACCUUAAAUUUUAGAAAAAAGACGGCCAUAUGAUGUUACUAUUUGAAUUAAGAACCCCUUGACAGCUGUCAGACUGACGGAUCUCAUAACUGUCUAUGAUAUGAUAUUUUAUCUGUGUUAAGGCGUAAUCCAUUUGAUUUUUUUAACUUGUUAAAUUUACUUGAACAUAAAAUAUACGCUACAUUAAAUAUUUCAAUUGUAUAUGGUGUUAUAAAAGAAGGAAAUAUCAAAUUAAUGUACAGAUUGGUCAAUCUUAUUAACAUUGAGAGAUAGAAUACGCUUUCGGACAACAAAAUAGCUUUCAUGUAGUUAUCUCGCUUGUUUACACAUAUGAGGUGGCAACUUUAGUUUUGAACAUUAACAAAACACUUAAUUUUCUUUUAAAAGAGUUUUUAUAUCUAUUUACAACACAAAUACUAUUUAAAUCUAAAAUGUAACUUUUAAUUAGACACAAUAUCUUUGAAUCCAAUAAUAUUGCUUCAAUAAAUAUGUAAUUAUAUUAACUUGUCUAUAUUUCGUAUGAUAUAUUAAAGCAGCUUAAAAAGGUAUUGUAAUUAUAAUGUAGAAAAAAAAAAACAAAUAGCCAUUUAGUUCAAAAAUAUCUUUAUGAAAGAUUGUAGAUUGGGCUUUAGCAAUAAAUAUUUGAGCCUUAUUUAUAUUUUUACUAAGAGCAUGGUAUUAAUUAGAUUAAAAUCAUAGCGAAUUUAUUAUGAAGAAUAUUCGGUGGUUUGUUUAAAUCCUAUUUUUAUAAACAUCGAAAUAUUUUAAAAUUUAUUCAUGUAAAAAGUAUAACAAAUAUUUAUUUUAUAUAAUAUACGAAUGUAGAAAAUUUUCUUACCAAUAUCUUCAUUAUGUAUAUAUUUAUUUGAUGAAAGAAUAUUAUUAAAAUUAAUUCAUAAUUAAGAAAAUAUAUAUAUAUUCAUUGUUCUGUAAAUUUAUAUUUUAUUAUCUGUAUUUAUUUUGAUUGUACCUGCAUAUAAUAUGUAUGAAAAUGUAUGUAUAAUGAUUACGUAUGAACAUUUCUCUCAUAUAUAUAUCACAAGUUACAUUUAAUUUACAGUUUCUGAAACGCAGAUCAAAUGUCAGACUAACUAACUUUAAUUGAAUGAUCAAUGGUCGGUAGCCAAUGGCAGGGCGACCAAUGAGCAUUCAGUACUUAGUAAAAAAAAUAACAAAGACAAAAAUGCUUAUCCAAUUUUUAUUAAAUAUUUUUCAUUAAUCUC